Molecule: messenger RNA, 1662 nt
Organism: Schistocerca serialis cubense
Lineage: Eukaryota; Metazoa; Arthropoda; Insecta; Orthoptera; Acrididae
Product: sialin-like
Exons: 10
Coding region: 1-1662 (553 amino acids)
Biological process (GO): monoatomic anion transport; transmembrane transport
Cellular component (GO): plasma membrane
Molecular function (GO): transmembrane transporter activity
Source: RefSeq, a predicted model, not a curated record
AUGCCAGAGGUCCCACUCUGGAAGGUCUGGAGACGGCGGCGGUACGUGGUCACGCUGCUGACCUUCCUAGGAUUCUUCAAUCUCUACGCCCUCCGGGUCAACGUCAGCGUCGUCAUUGUCGACAUGACGGAGAACAAGACGCACACAGACAGCAACGGGACGGUUGUUCGGGAGAGCGAGUUCGACUGGGACACGGAGCUGCAGGGCCUGGUGCUGAGCUCCUUCUUCUACGGCUACAUCUGCACGCAGCUGCUGGGCGGCUGGCUGGCGCUGCGCGUGGGCGGCGCUGUCCUCAUGACCUGCGCCGUCGCCGUCAGCGCAGUGCUGGCGCUCGUCACGCCCGUGCUGGUGCGCCUCAGCGUCUACGCCUUCAUCGCCAUCCGGGUCAUCCAGGGGCUCGUACAGUUGGCAGCCUCUUCCCCGCAGCCCCACGGCUCCCACACACAGAGGCAGGGCUCAGGGCCCGCUCUCCACGUUUUCCAGGGCAUGUCGUACCCGGCGGCGCAGGCUAUGUGGUCGCAAUGGGCGCCGCCACGCGAGCGCAGCGUGCUGGCCAACGUGGGCUACGCGGGCUGCGACCUGGGCUCCGUCGUCGCCAUGACUGUCUCGGGCGUCAUCACCGCCAAGCUGGGCUGGCCCGCCGUCUUCUACAUCUUCGGCUUCGUCGCCCUGGCCUGGACGGCGCUGUGGGUCCUGGUAGUACGCCGCGCGCCGAAGGAGGACCACCAUAUCGAUCCCCGGGAGCAGCAGUACAUCGAGGAGUCACUGGGCGGGCCACCCGAACACCAGAACCAAGAAUACCCGUGGAAGAAUCUGCUGACAUCGAUGCCUGUAUGGGCAGUGCUGGUGGCCAACUUUACAGCCAACUGGGGCUUUUACACAAUGCUCACAGAGCUGCCCACCUUCAUGAAAGAAACAUUAAACUUCAACAUCGAAGAAAGUGGGAUCUUGUCAGCACUACCAUCAUUGUUGAUGCUGUUCAUAUUGCCAGUGGCGGGAUUCUCAGCUGACUGGCUGAUCAACAGAAAGCUCCUCACCAUUGGCCAGGUGCGGAAGACAUUCUGCUGCGGGUCCUUCAUUGUGCAAGCAGUGUUCAUGAUGGUAGUGGCAUAUGUGAUGAAGCCUGUUGCUGCAGUUGCCUCACUCACCACUGGUGUUGGGAUUGGUGCCUUCGCCUACUCUAGCUUCUUUGUGAACCCACUGGAUAUUGCCCCGCAGUAUGCUAGCAUCAUUGUGGGUUUGAGCAACACAGCAGGAACAGUGCCUGGCAUUGUCAGUCCUAUCCUCAUCGGCCACAUUGUUCCUAACAGGGAAGUGAACACCCAUGUGGAAGAGUUAGCUCAGGCCCACACUCCAGCUAGCUCCACCCAAGAAAAGCUGACUGAAGAAGUGGGAAAUAUUACCCAGCAGCUCACAAUGGUAGUUCUUGAACAAACCCACCUCAAAGAAAAGAUAGAAAAAUUAGAAGACCGAGCGGACCUCGCGCCACUAAACGACGACACCAACAUGGCCGAAAGAAUUGUACAUGAAUGUAAAUUGUGUGACGACUAUCUGGACAAAAAACUUGAAAGAAUUACACAGGACACACUUUCAGAAACAGAGAGACAUGUUAAAGAUGAGACAAAACACAUAGAAGACAAAAUAGUUGUAAUUGUAGUAUAG